GUCAUAGUGUCGUAGUUGUACCUUUCUUCCAAUCAAAGAAUUCUGACUAUGUUUUUGUUUGGUUGUUGCAGACAAAUUCAAGGCCUCAAAUUUUACACAAAUAUCAAAUCAAGUCAACCUGCUUUUUCAGAGGUCUACUUAAAACAAUUUCACCUGUUCAUUUACGCCAAAUUUCCUCUAAUUUUCCGGUAAAGAAAGAUAGAAAUCUUGCACUAAAAUUGAAGAUAGUUUUCAUAAAUAUCUGGUGUUUCAAGAUUUUUUGCAGAUCGAAAACUGGUACAUCACUUCAUCUAUUGCCCACGUGUGUGCAAACGUCGGGAACUUGCCGUCGCUAUCUUUCAGGUUGGAUUUCUGAAACUGAAAUCUCAUUUUUGAAUUUAAUGAUGAGAUGAGAUUGUGAUGAAGUGAGAAGAAAUGGAGGAGCAUGGAGGAGAAGAAAACAAAAUAUGUGAGGAGGGAGGAAAGAAGUGGAACGACGACGUUUUGGUGGCGAUAAAGGAGGAUAGUGGUAGCAAGAGAGAGAAAUUGUGCAGAAUUUGCCAUUUCAGCGAUGAUGAAUCUUCAGGUGAGUCUCAACUUAUGACGCUAGGCUGUGAUUGCAGAGGAGAGCUCGGUGUUUCGCAUCCUAACUGCGCCGCCCUCUGGUUUUCGCGCAAGGGAAACGGAGUAUGUGAAAUAUGUGGGAAAAGCGCGAAAAAUAUAAAUCUGAGCAACAGCGAAGCAGUGGAGAACGCAAUGUUGAGGAUGGAGAUGAAUGAGAUCCGGAUGGUAAUAGAAGCCAUAGACAGCUCGAAUGAGAGCAGCCGACGUUGUAAGAUGUCUUUCUGCAAUUUCUUGCUGGCUUGCCUUCUUCUUGCAUUCCUUCUGCCAUGGUUUUUUCGAGGAAUCGACAUGCUCUGAUACUUCCUUCUUUAUGGCUAACCACACGCCAUUUCGGAUUAGGGCUCCAGAUUCAUCAUUCUUUGGAAUACAAUCGUUGUUCAUGCCGAACUUAAUUUGCGCCAUCAUGUAAUCUAAUAUUUGCAUAAUGAAACACUAGCAACUCUAUAUAUUUUUAAAA
Messenger RNA from Salvia miltiorrhiza (redroot sage), 1060 nucleotides. RefSeq lists its product as uncharacterized. The record is from RefSeq and is a predicted model, not a curated record. The transcript is spliced from 3 exons. Gene Ontology annotation, molecular function: zinc ion binding. NCBI's taxonomy places the organism in Eukaryota, Viridiplantae, Streptophyta, Magnoliopsida, Lamiales, Lamiaceae. Bases 415 to 900 code for a protein of 161 amino acids.